AUGCAGUCAAGAACUGUAAAUCCACAGAAAGAAAAAGUGAAAAUCACAGAAACCAACCUUACUUCAGUGGAGGGCUUUGUUCUCUUGGGCUUUUCUGAUAUUCCCACAUUGCACUGGUUUCUCUUUGGAACAUUCUUAGUCAUCUACCUGAUUAUCCUGCUGGGGAAUGGCAUCAUCAUUCUAAUAACGAGGGUAGAGCCCACUCUGAAGACUCCCAUGUACUUUUUUAUCAGUAAUUUUUCUUUCCUGGAAAUCUCUUAUGUGUCCGUCACACUUCCCAGAAUGCUUAUAGAUCUUUGGACCCAGAAGGGAAAUAUUUCUUUUUUUGCCUGUGCUACACAAAUGUGCUUUUUCCUCAUACUGGGAGCCACAGAAUGUUUCCUUCUGGUGAUGAUGGCCUAUGACCGCUAUGUGGCCAUUUGUAACCCUCUGCACUACCCUCUAGUCAUGAGCCAUAAGAUCUGUGUCCGGCUGGUAGUUGGUUGCUGGGUCAUUGCAAUUCCAUUUCAUGUAGGGCAGACCUGCCAGAUUUUCUCUCUGCCCUUCUGUGAUUCGAACCAAAUUCACCACUUCUUCUGUGACAUUCCUCCAAUGCUCAAGCUGGCCUGUGGGGACAUCUUUGUGAAUGAGAUGAUGGUUUAUGUAUUUGCUCUACUAUUUGUCACUGUUCCUUUUAUGUUGAUCCUUGGGUCCUACAGCAGAAUGAUCUCAACCAUCCUUCAGUUGCCAUCAAAUACUGGGAGGGCCAAAGCCUUUUCCACUUGCUCGUCCCACCUUAUAGUUGUACUUUUAUUCUAUGGAUCAGCCAGUAUUACCUAUUUAAACAGCAAAUCCAAUCCGUAUGAAGGAACAGACAAGCUGCUCUUUCUUUUCUACACUAUUUUGACCCCGAUGUUCAAUCCAGUGAUAUACAGUCUGCGCAAUAAAGACGUUACAGAGGCAUUAAGAAAAUUUCUUCUCAAAUCGUUAACAUUGUGA
This is a messenger RNA of Marmota flaviventris (yellow-bellied marmot), 978 nucleotides long. RefSeq names its product olfactory receptor 10AG1-like. Gene Ontology annotation, molecular function: olfactory receptor activity; G protein-coupled receptor activity. Gene Ontology annotation, biological process: G protein-coupled receptor signaling pathway. Gene Ontology annotation, cellular component: membrane. The record is from RefSeq and is a predicted model, not a curated record. Lineage: Eukaryota; Metazoa; Chordata; Mammalia; Rodentia; Sciuridae.